Molecule: messenger RNA, 805 nt
Organism: Diospyros lotus (date-plum)
Lineage: Eukaryota; Viridiplantae; Streptophyta; Magnoliopsida; Ericales; Ebenaceae
Exons: 1
Coding region: 200-643 (147 amino acids)
Source: RefSeq, a predicted model, not a curated record
CUUCAUUGGAUGCUUCUUGGACCAUCCAAAGCCCAUAUUGGAGUGGAACCAGUCCAAGAUGACCGUUGCCAUUCCUGCUCAUGGUGAAGCCACUUUUUCCAUAUUCUCUCCGGCUUCGAAUAUAUUCCUCCCUUUCUCCCUGACUUAUAUGAUUCGCAUCUCACUUCGGAAGUAAAUCCACACCACAAAGACAACAAGAAUGGAAGAUCUGCUCUCCCAAUUCAACUUCCUCUCAGAUCAGGCUCUCAGCGACGAGAGCUUCGAUCCGUCGGCCAUCCAAGAUCUCAUGGUGCUCUUCGAGCUGGAGUCCUACAAGGCGUGGGCCGCAAUGGAGCUCGAGCACAAUAAAGAAGUGGAAGAGGCCGAGAACUCCAUGAGAGAGGCCGAGGACUAUCUCGAUUCCGUCAUGGAAAGCGCCAUGGAAGAGUACCGGCGAUUCGAAGAGGAAAUGGAGCGGGAGGCCAAGUCUCAGCUCGACAGCCUGGUUCAGGUUGCGGAUUCGGCCAGGAAGAUGGGGAAGACGAUGGAGAAAGCUGCUUCCGUGGCUGCGAAGAAGUACAUUGAAGCUGCGGUUAAUUCUGCUAGCGCUUCGAUGAAAUCGGCUUGGAAGGGGCUGUCCUCACACAAGGUUCAUCCUUCUUGAAGAACCGAUCCUCUGUACUUGUUGUUAUCCAUCGCUUUGUAUUCUGCAACUAUGAAAUUGUUAAUUGUCUUAAGCUAAUCACUUAAAAGUCCGUCUCGAUUCAUCUUUCUUCUUCCUUGAUGUGAGAGAAAAGUAGAUCCGAGAAAGUUAACCUUUGCGUGA